Aspergillus pseudoviridinutans is the source of this 528-nucleotide messenger RNA. RefSeq lists its product as uncharacterized. The coding region runs from base 1 to 528 and encodes 175 amino acids. The transcript has a single exon. Lineage: Eukaryota; Fungi; Ascomycota; Eurotiomycetes; Eurotiales; Aspergillaceae. The record is from RefSeq and is a predicted model, not a curated record.
AUGAAGAUCUACACUCCGCUCAUCCUUCUUGCUGGAUGCUUCCAGGCAACCAGAGCUUCCUGGCUUGAGCUGAUCAGCAUGAACUUUGACACCAGAGGCGUUUUCCACGAUGACGGGGAUCUCGGCUUUAUUGAUAGAGACUUCAAUGACGGUUGCAGCCAGCGCAGAAUCCCUGGCAUCACGGAGUUGUGUAUGGAUUGGGGCCUACGUCGAGCUCACCUCUUUACAAACUCGGGAGUGCGCCACUGUUAUUCACAAAGGUCACAAGCUUGGAUCAGAGGAAAUGGCCCUGAUCAAAGACUGGGGGCCAUUUGGUAUUACCAGUGGACCGAGGUAGCCUGUACCUGGCCGGCCAAGAGAGCUCUACUCGACGAGACUGAGACAGUUGACAAACGUGGUAUAGAGGAGGGAAUACCCGAGCCUAACGAGAGGAAAAGGAGCCCCGGCUCCCCAGCUUACACUCGAAGACGCCGUACGCAGAAAGAGGAGGAGGAGAACAGGGAGGUUAUCCUUAACCCACCUCUCUAG